Molecule: messenger RNA, 369 nt
Organism: Microplitis mediator
Lineage: Eukaryota; Metazoa; Arthropoda; Insecta; Hymenoptera; Braconidae
Exons: 3
Coding region: 3-320 (105 amino acids)
Source: RefSeq, a predicted model, not a curated record
UGAUGGACAUAAAGAUACGAUUAUUUUAUUUUGUUGGAUUGUUUAUUGGAAUUACUAUGAUUUCAAAUGUCGAUGCGGAUUGCAGAGCUAUCAAUUCAUAUUGUAAUCAACAUAGCGAUUGCUGUUCUAAUUUUUGUGUUCCAAUGGGAUUCCACAAAAUAAGUACAUGCAUUUCAUUAUCAGAAGUGUAUGCUGAUAAAUAUAACCCAGUUUCAAGAUGCAUUAGAUUAGGAAAGUCUUGUUUUCUUCAUAGUCACUGCUGCUCCGGAUUUUGUGACAAGUAUUCGCUGUUUUCCUACGGAUCAUGCGCGGAAAAUUGAAACAAAAAUAUUGGUAAUUUUAUGACAAUAAGGCAUGCUCUGUUACAAU